Kockovaella imperatae is the source of this 1302-nucleotide messenger RNA. RefSeq lists its product as hypothetical. Lineage: Eukaryota; Fungi; Basidiomycota; Tremellomycetes; Tremellales; Cuniculitremaceae. The coding region runs from base 56 to 1294 and encodes 412 amino acids. The transcript is spliced from 4 exons. The record is from RefSeq and is a predicted model, not a curated record.
AUUCAAUCACCCUUCUCGUAGUGGUCGCAGUACCCGCUUCCGACCAUUCGCUACAAUGUCAACGAAACGAUCUGCUCCAAUCUCUCCAGCGAGCGUCAAAAAGGUCAAAGUCGACGAUGACCCCAAGACACCACGCGACGGGUCGAAGGAAUUGACAAAGGGUGCCAAGUGGAUGGUCGCCCAGGUUGAAAAGAUGCAGGAGUAUCAUACGGCCUGUCUCAAGGUCGUCACGGUCAUCAUUCAGUAUCGUACCUACGCUCGACAAAUGCGGAUGAAAAACCCUCAGAUUCCACCUGGACUGAUGCAACAGCUUCAAAGCUAUUGGGAAUCAUACGAGGCUAUCAAGAGACAUGUCGAGUGGUAUAUGACGCAAAAUGCUCUACACGCCUCAACUCCAUCUCGACCUCCCCCUAUCACCUCAUCCCCCAUCGCGCCAAUCGUCCCUCCGCUAUCUGCCAUACAAACAGAAGUUCCGAAAUCAUCUCCUAUACCUCUAUCUACCGCAUCUAUGCUAGCCUACGACAAUCAAUCGAUAGAAGCUCCAUCUGUCGCUCCUCCUAAUCUUCCCACCGUACCGGCUGUACCCUCGGUUCCUGCUCCGAAACCGAUACCUGCGUUUGCCCAAGAUCUUGGCGGCAUGUCUGGUACCUCUACGACGGAUCAGCUGGAUCUCUCUUCCCUUGGAAUGGAAGAACUAUCUGCGCUACUCAACGACAACAAUGCAAAUCCCUUCGGCGACGGAUCGAGCUCUGAUUUUCUCGCGGGGAUGUUUGAUGACUCCAAUUCCGCAGAGACGGACAAAUUACUCGCAUCGCUCUCACAGCCAGCUGGCGAUGGGCAAGCGACACAGGCGGAUGCUCAAACAUUCGAUUUUGACUUUGGUACGGAGCAAGCAGAUAUGGCAGAGCUUGCUGGAUUAUUUGGUACCGAAACGAAACAAGACGCGGAAGUAAAGGAAACGGCGCCAGUAGCGCCGGUAGCAGAUGUCCAACAGACAGGAGGCCCUAAGGGCCAUGUCAAGCGACCCUCUAUCGGCGUCGGCAGUACACCAAAUAUACCUCCUGAAACGCCUCAGAUCCCAUCUGUCGAAGUGCCCGCCCCCACUGCAGAGACCAAACCAGAUCCGCCUUCGGCUCAGGUGCAGGAAGCAUCCGAGAAUCCUGAGCCGACUUUCGGCGAAGAGCAAGACUACGACUUGUCCAAUAUCGAUCUGGAAGACUUCAACUUUGGGGAUGGAUCCAUGCCCAACGUUGAGGGUGACGAAUUUGAGAGCUUGUUUGCAGAGUUCAAGUAGAGCGGCAU